CGGGAAAAACGAACUCACCGCCAAAAUACAUACCUUUGACUCGUUAUUGUCCGUUUCGAAACACGCCAAAACACCUGAACAGCGCACCGCCAGUCUCCGUCACCAUCUCCAUCUCGCCGUCGCCGCUUCGCUAACAGCGCCGGCGGACGGUGGGGAGACUGGGCAGGCUGCGCACCUCUUUCCUCCCUCAUCUCCUCAUCUGGAAAUGGGGAAGUCAUCUCCGUCGGACAUAGAGUCGAGGACUGAUAAUGCUCGAGCCCCGCAGUCCUUUUAUCCGCCCAUGAGCAAACCAUGGUUCCCUUGGCUCAUGCCCACAUUCGUCAUCGUAAAUGUGGCCGCAUUUGUUUACACCAUGUACAUUAACAACUGCCCGGCCACAACCGGUCGCCAUAGAUGUGUGUUCCCCUCUCUCGGCAGGUUCUCUUUCCAGCCUCUCUCUCAGAACCCCCUCUUUGGCCCCUCAACCAAAACGCUAGAACUAAUGGGAGGACUUGAGUGGAUAUUAGUGGUGAAGGAAGGUGAAGGAUGGCGCCUGAUCUCUUGCAUAUGGCUUCAUGCUGGAGUUAUUCAUUUGCUUACUAAUAUGAUAAGUCUUCUUUUUAUAGGCAUCCGCCUUGAACAGGAAUUUGGCUUUUUGAAAGUAGGACUAGUAUAUGUUAUUUCAGGCUUUGGUGGGAGCUUAUUAUCUUCCCUUACUCUUCGGUCAUCCAUAUCAGUUGGUGCUUCAGGUGCACUUUUUGGAAUGCUGGGUGCCAUGCUUUCUGAGCUUAUCACAAAUUGGACAAUCUAUGCAAAUAAGUGUGCAGCACUUUUGACCCUCAUGUUCAUAAUCAUCCUCAAUUUGGCCAUGGGUUUUCUCCCUCAUGUGGACAAUUCUGCUCAUAUUGGAGGAUUCCUUUCAGGGUUUUUUCUUGGUUUUAUUCUUCUCAUUCGUCCUCAGUUUGGAUGGGUUAACAAGAAGCAUAUUCCCCCAGGAUAUGAUCUGCCAUAUACGAAACCAAAACACAAAUGUUAUCAAUAUCUUUUGUGGAUUAUGGCCUUUUCCAUUCUAAUUUGUGGAUACGUUACUGGCUUGGCCAGGCUAUACGGUGUGGAGCCACUGAAACACUGACAUUAUAUUCUCCUGAGCAUAGUGUUGCUAAACCAUCCACUUCUUUGUUAGAACAUUUCACUAAUGUUUGUGCAUUGAGCACAAAGCUACCAACUACCCUCAUCAGGAUUAACCAUUUCUUGCUUUUCUUCAUGUCCUAACCUUUGAAGCUUUUGCACCCAUUCUCUCUCAACGUGUAUCCUCUAAUUGGAAGUGAAAGGGUAAGGGGGGAAAUGUGCCUGAAUCCAGCUCAUGGAAAUAGUUAUAUGUGAAAUCCCCAGCAUAUCUCAAAGGACCGUGUGAAAACAGUAACCGAUUAUAUAUAUAAAUACCACUAUUCAUGAGUUUGUUUCUACAAUAGCAGAGGCUGUAGUUUGUUUCUAAAAGGCUGUAGACUACAUCAUAUCUUGAAUCUGGUAAUCAGGAUGAAUUAUAUAUUUAUAUCUUACCCUUUCAAGGGGAUUUUUUUUCAUUGAAUCAACUGCUAAGGUGUAUAAACAUGAGUUGCUU
Messenger RNA from Nelumbo nucifera (sacred lotus), 1600 nucleotides. It is a transcript of the gene RBL5, whose product is annotated as RHOMBOID-like protein 5. Gene Ontology annotation, biological process: proteolysis. NCBI's taxonomy places the organism in Eukaryota, Viridiplantae, Streptophyta, Magnoliopsida, Proteales, Nelumbonaceae. The record is from RefSeq and is a predicted model, not a curated record. Gene Ontology annotation, molecular function: serine-type endopeptidase activity. Gene Ontology annotation, cellular component: membrane.